Messenger RNA from Vicia villosa (hairy vetch), 594 nucleotides. Its product is annotated as protein SLE1. Bases 49 to 387 code for a protein of 112 amino acids. Gene Ontology annotation, cellular component: cytosol. The transcript has a single exon. The record is from RefSeq and is a predicted model, not a curated record. Gene Ontology annotation, biological process: response to abscisic acid. NCBI's taxonomy places the organism in Eukaryota, Viridiplantae, Streptophyta, Magnoliopsida, Fabales, Fabaceae.
CUUUCUUUCCUCUCACCUUUGUGAACAAGAAGAACAAAAAAACCUAGCAUGGCAUCUGAAAAACAAAACCGUGAAGAACUUGAGGAGAGAGCAAGGCAUGGUGAAACAGUUGUUCCUGGUGGAACAGGUGGAAAGAGCCUUGAAGCUCAACAACACCUUGCUGAAGGAAGGAGCCGUGGAGGGCAGACAAGGAAACAGCAGUUAGGGUCAGAAGGGUAUCAUGAGAUGGGAACAAAAGGAGGGCAGACAAGGAAGGAGCAGAUGGGGAGAGAAGGGUAUCAAGAAAUGGGACGCAAAGGAGGGCUGAGCACUAUGGAGAAAUCUGGUGAAGAACGUGCUGCAGAGGAAGGCAUUGAGAUUGAUGAGUCUAAGUUUAGGAAUGACUGAAAAAAAUGAACAUGCAUGCAUGUUUUUUAGUUGUGGUGUGUUUUGUUUUAGGUUUGAGAAAAGUGUGGUUUGAAAGUGUUGUUUGUUAGUGAUAAUAAAUAAGUGGGUGUUUGUUAUGUUAACUGCCAAUGGUUUCACCUUUGGCUUAUAUAAUAGGGGUGUUUUCUUAUGUAUAAGCUACAUGACUUUUUAACUAUAAGUUUUUUU